Molecule: messenger RNA, 880 nt
Organism: Medicago truncatula (barrel medic)
Lineage: Eukaryota; Viridiplantae; Streptophyta; Magnoliopsida; Fabales; Fabaceae
Product: monothiol glutaredoxin-S2
Exons: 1
Coding region: 113-421 (102 amino acids)
Source: RefSeq, a predicted model, not a curated record
UCUCAAUUGCCUCAAACAUACAUCAAACAAACCAAGUAACUCCUUCACACAUUAUUUCCUAUUUAAUUUCCAUUUGACAUUGUUCUAUAUAUACUUGAUCAACCUUACAUUAAUGGAGAGGGUGACACAGUUGGCAUCAGAGAGGUCAGUGGUGAUAUUCAGCAAGAGUAGUUGUUGCAUGUGUCACACAAUCAAAACCCUCUUCAGUGACUUUGGAGUGAAUCCAGAAGUUCAUGAACUUGAUGAGAUGAGUGGAGGGAGAGACAUUGAACAAGCACUUUUAAGGCUAGGAUGUAACCCUUCUGUGCCUGCUGUGUUCAUUGGUGGUGAGCUUGUUGGUGGAGCUAAUGAAGUUAUGAGCCUUCACCUUAAUAGGUCUCUGAUUCCAAUGCUUAGAAGAGCAGGAGCUAUUUGGGUUUGAUUAAUUGAACUCUCAUAAUACUAUAUAUGUUAUAAUAAAUCUGUUUUGGUUACUUUACUUGUAUAAUGAUGAGAUUAUAUAUAGUAUGGCCGGCAGGAUAUAUUAAUGCUACUGCAGCUAUGUAUGUAUAUUAGAAGAUUAAUGUAAGCUACGACCAAGUGAUCAAGCUCAAGUGUUUGAUGAGCUCAAGUUAAGGACGAAUCGCUUGGAAGAACAAAAAUUUGAAUUCAGGUUGAAAGAUUUUAUUUACCAACCGAUCAAACUCCGGAUUAUUAAAGUCUUUCUCGUGAAAAGCGAAGGGUUAAGACUAAAAAUAUAUACAUGAGUGUAUGCUACUAAUGUGUCAUAAUAAGGCUAAUAAACUUGACUUAUCAAUGUGUAAUAGCCUUUUCUUAUAUAUCAAAUGUAGCCUUGUGUUUUUGCUAAACGAAAUUUUAUACUUUUUUUCCGGAUCUUUAA